Messenger RNA from Syzygium oleosum, 742 nucleotides. Its product is annotated as LOB domain-containing protein 12-like. The record is from RefSeq and is a predicted model, not a curated record. The coding region runs from base 175 to 702 and encodes 175 amino acids. NCBI's taxonomy places the organism in Eukaryota, Viridiplantae, Streptophyta, Magnoliopsida, Myrtales, Myrtaceae. The transcript is spliced from 2 exons.
CAACGUGUGUGCCUCUCCUAAGCAAAAGACAGAUCUCCACACCACUAGCUCGGCCUCCUUUCCAUCUUCAGAAGCAACAACUCUCCAAGAUCUGUCUGUCGAUCUAUCUAUCUAUGUGUCUAUCUUCUUCUUCGUAGGAAGAAGAGAUAAGAAAAGAGAGAGAGAGGAAAAAAAAUGGGAGGGCAUUCGCCGUGCGCGUCGUGCAAGUUGCUGAGGCGCCGGUGCGCGAAGGACUGUAUCUUCGCUCCUUACUUCCCGUCCGACGACCCCCACAAGUUCGCCAUCGUUCACAAGGUCUUUGGUGCUAGCAACAUUAGCAAGAUGUUGCAGGAGCUUCCGGUUCACCAGAGGGCCGACGCGGUGAGCAGCCUGGUGUACGAAGCGAGCGCGAGGGUCCGUGACCCGGUCUACGGAUGCGUGGGCGCCAUCUCCUUCUUGCAGAACCAGGUGUCUCAGCUGCAGAUGCAGCUCGCGGUGGCUCAAGCAGAGAUCCUGUGCAUCCAGAUGCAACAAGACUCGUCAGUGAUGCAGCUCCCGCGCAUGAUGGACGCCCCCGACGACGACAAGUCAUCGUCGUCGUCGUUCCUUCUCCCAAAUAACCUCGCCCACUUCCUUAGCUUCUCCCCGGCCUCUUCAGGCAAUGUAACCCAGGACCACUCUCUCAGGAGAGAGACCAUUCUCGGACACGACGUGGUCUCUUAGCAUAUGAUAUUCUGAUAUAUAAUGAAGAAGUAUUUCUUAA